Molecule: messenger RNA, 2105 nt
Organism: Struthio camelus australis
Lineage: Eukaryota; Metazoa; Chordata; Aves; Struthioniformes; Struthionidae
Gene: LPAR3
Product: lysophosphatidic acid receptor 3
Biological process (GO): adenylate cyclase-activating G protein-coupled receptor signaling pathway; regulation of metabolic process
Cellular component (GO): plasma membrane; cytoplasm
Molecular function (GO): lysophosphatidic acid receptor activity
Source: RefSeq, a predicted model, not a curated record
AUGUUUUUCUACUCCCUCCUGCCUUAUCUCAACAUCUCAAGACAUCUCAUUCAAAAUCCACUCUUGAGAAUUGUUUUUUUGAGCUCUGCUGUGUGACAGAUGCAGGGGCUUUAAUCCAGGAUGAAUGAAUGCUACUAUGAUAGACGCAUGGACUUUUUCUAUAACAAGACAAACACUGACACAGUAGAUGAGUGGACAGGGCCAAAGCUUAUUGUUGUUCUGUGUUUUGGGACAUUUUUCUGCCUCUUCAUUUUUGUUUCGAAUUCAUUGGUCAUAGCAGCUGUGGUCAAAAACAAGAGGUUUCAUUUUCCCUUUUACUAUCUCCUGGCCAAUUUAGCUGCUGCAGACUUUUUUGCUGGAAUUGCCUAUGUCUUCUUAAUGUUCAACACUGGCCCAGUGUCUAAGACAUUAACCGUUAACCGGUGGUUUUUGCGUCAGGGUCUUCUGGAUACCAGCCUGACAGCUUCUCUGGUGAAUCUCCUCGUCAUAGCUGUUGAGCGGCACAUGUCAGUAAUGCGGAUGAAGAUCCACAGUAAUCUCACGAAGAAGAGAGUCACCUUUUUAAUUAUCUCAAUUUGGGCCAUUGCUAUUUUUAUGGGUGCUGUUCCUACCCUGGGUUGGAACUGCCUCUGUAACAUUACAGCCUGCUCAUCCCUGGCCCCUAUUUACAGCAGAAGUUAUUUGGUGUUCUGGAGUGUCUUAAACCUUGUAGUUUUCUUCAUUAUGGUGGUGGUUUACAUAAGAAUCUACAUGUACGUCCAGAGGAAAACAAAUGUCUUGUCGUCGCACACUAGUGGAUCCAUUAGCCGUAGGAGGACCCCAGUGAAGCUUAUGAAGACAGUCAUGACUCUCUUAGGUGCCUUUGUUGUCUGCUGGACUCCUGGCCUGGUGGUUUUACUACUCGAUGGUCUGAAUUGCACCCACUGUGGGAUUCAGCAUGUUAAAAGGUGGUUUCUUCUUCUGGCCUUGUUGAACUCUGUCAUGAAUCCAAUAAUUUAUUCAUACAAAGAUGAUGAAAUGUGGGGCACCAUGAGAAGGAUGAUUUGCUGCUCCUCUGAUGAUAAGAGUCAGGACAGACGCUCCUCACGGAUCCCCUCGACGGUGCUCUGCAGGGGCACAGAAGCCACGGGGCAGUACGUUGAGGACGGCAUUAUUCAAGGGACUGUCUGUGGAAAAGGAGAUCUUGGUGACAAAGGAAACUCCUGAGCUAUUCAAGGACUGACCUGGCUGAGAAAAGGUGGGGGAAGGGAGAAGUUUUGCAAGAGGAGAUUGACUGGCAAAGCUAGUAACAAUGUAUCCAUUUUGUUCCCAGAGCCCAAACCCCAGUGUUCACAAAAGUUCUUAUAAAUAAUUGCCUGAUGGAAAAACACGUUGUAUGGAAGAAAACUUUCUGUACUGCCGACUUUUUUCUUUUUCUUUUUUUCCUUUCCACAAUGAAAUUGUUCAUGUCUGUGGAAUAAAUAUGUCUGAGAUACUUUUUAUGCAUGGAAACAAAAUGUAAGCAACACAGUGAGACCCUCCUUAAGCUCCUGCAGAAAGAAUAAACCUUCCUUGCAGUGCAGUUUUGGCAUUCAUUGAGUAUUUAUGCAUUGAACAGGUUUUGUGCAUUUUGAGGAGGAUUGUAGACCGGGUUGGAGAGGAUUGUGACCCACUUGCUUUCUCUGUUUAUGAAGUUCAUGAAAUAGUUUAUACUUACCUUCUCUCUUCCUCCUCCUUCUCCUGCUUUCAAAAUAAGUAGUUUGAUGGCUUGUUUAAACAAUGCCAGAAACCUGGCUGUGAUGGGAAGCCCGAAAUAGAUACCAGUGUGUGUGAGUAUAUCAAAGCCCACCACAAAUGGUCAGGAUAUGACGGUACCAAAAGCACAAAAGCCAUUGUUACUUUCAUGGGGAGGAUGAAUCGCUGCAAGGAGGUACAUUGCACACUUUGCUGCUAUCUCAUAGGCAGGCACUGAGGGUGGAUGGAUAGAAAACCAGUGUGGCUGUGGGGGAAAAUGGACUAGACUCUUUUCUUGCCCAUCGUAUAUUAUCUGGGGAAGUAUGGUUGCCCCUCUUGAACUGCUAUGAGGCUGAGAGAAAUGAUAUCUAAAACCCUGUUCUAAAAGACAA